AUGGUGAAGGUCAGUGUGAACAGAUUUGGCCGUAUUGGGCGCCUGGUCAUCAGGACUGCCAUCUUCUCUCCACAUGGCAAAGUGGAGGUUGUUGCCAUCAACAACCCCUUCAUUGACCUCAACUACAUGGUCUACAUGCUCCAGUAUGACUCCACCCAUGGCAAAUUCAAUGGAACAGUCAAGGCCAAGAAUGGGAAGCUUGUGUCUGAGGGCCCACUGAAGGGCAUCUUGGGCUACACUGCGGACCAGGUUUUCUCCUGCGACUUCAUCAGGAACUCCCACUCUUCCACCUUCAAUGCCAGGGCUGGCAUUGAUCAAAAUGUAACCUUUGUCAAGCUCAUUUCCUGGUAUAACAAUGAAUAUGGCUACAGCAACAGGGUCGUGGACCUCAUGUCCUACAUGGCCUCCAAGGAAUAA
Molecule: messenger RNA, 417 nt
Organism: Mus caroli (Ryukyu mouse)
Lineage: Eukaryota; Metazoa; Chordata; Mammalia; Rodentia; Muridae
Source: RefSeq, a predicted model, not a curated record